Molecule: messenger RNA, 1250 nt
Organism: Paramecium primaurelia
Lineage: Eukaryota; Ciliophora; Oligohymenophorea; Peniculida; Parameciidae
Source: the annotation of a GenBank genome assembly
AUGUAAAAUCCUAGUAUCCUGAAUUUGCAAUAAGUGAAAUAGUUUUAAGUUAGAAGACCUUAAAUAACGAAGGGAUCUCCUUUGUUAAAAGGUAACUAAGUUUAGAUAGCAGGUAAAGUUUUGAUAAAUGGGAUAGCAAACAUUCGUAAUUAAAGCUUAUUAAGUGAUUAACCUUAGCACCUAAAAAUAAAGCAACAAGAAGAACAGGAACUGUAAUGAUUAAUAAUUAUUUGUUUAGAGGUAUACAUAAUCAAUUCGAGAGAAGAAUACAAAAGUAAAACUAAUUUGAUCUAAAAUAAUAAGUAAUAUUUAGUUUAUAGAUUUUUAGGAUAAUAUAUUUUAAUUGAAAUUAAGUAAUGAGCAUUAAUUGAAUUAAUUGAAUAUGCAAUUAAUAAAGAAGAAUAAAAUUCUAAGCAAUAGACUUCAAUAAUAAUAUAAAGUAUUUAAAUAAUUGAAAAAAGAUUAAUGAAUCUUUUAUGGAAUAAAUUACUAAAUUGCAAGAAACUAAUUAGGCUUAUGAAUUAUAAAUUCAUCAUUUAGAAGAGAAAAUAAAAAAAUAGAAGUCAAAAAAAAAGUAAUUGAAAGAAUAGAUUGAUCAAUUAUAAUAAGAAUUGGAUGAAAUGUAAGAGAAAUAUCAAAAUAAUUCUAAUCAAGAUAUGAAUUAAGAAGUAUGAAUUUAUUUUAGUUAAGGAUGAAUAAUAAUAAUAGUAAUAGAAUCAUAUUCCUCUUUCAAGAUAACAAUUAUAUUAGUUAAUGCAAUAUCUAUACUAAGGAGAUUAGUAAUAGUUAGAACACCUCCAUGAAUAUUAAGAUUAAGAGAUUGAUCCAGAUGCCAUGACUUAUGAACAACUAUUAGAAUUAGAAGAAUAAAUUGGGUAGAGUUACUGAUUAAAUUAGUAAUGUGCCUAAGGGACUAACGAAAUAACAAAUUAAGUAAUUACCAAAAAGAACAUUGAAUUAAGAUAAUAUACCAGAAGACAAGUAAGAAAUAGAAUACUAUUUAUAGAUGUUCAGUAUGUUUAUUCGAAUUUAAAGAAGAAGAGAAGGUGAGAGAAUUACCUUGCAAACACAUAUAUCAUUCUAGUUGUAUAAAAAAUUGGCUGUAGAAUAAUAAAUAAUGUCCAUUAUGUAAAACUGAAAUCGAAAUCUAAAUAAAUGAAAGUGAUGAAUAACUAAAUUAAUAAGAUGAACAAGAUUAAUAGGAUGAAUAAUAAGAGGAUUAAGAUUAACUGUAAUCAGAAAUAGAAUGA